AUGGGCCCCAAGGGGCCCCUAAGGGGCCUCCGGCAUUGGGGGGGUAUUUGGGGGGCAGUACUCGCCACUCCAGUGCAUUGUGGGUACGCAGGGGCCCUCUCGAGUUGCUGCCGGAGAUGGGAAGCUGGCAGAAAGAUUGGAGGCAACUUGUUCAGUUCGACGCACCUCUACGCGUUUCCUGAGAAGGUAAACCUGUGCGUGGAGGCGCCUGAUCAGUUCCUGCUUUUUGCAGUUUCGCUAAACUCAAAAAAUACUUCAAAAGGAAAGCAAUGGGACAUUACAUCUUUGUACGCAGAGAGCUGCCUGAGGAUGUACAGCUCGGUCGGACCUGCACCUGAUUCAAAGGAAUAUUCCAUUGAAUUGAUGCAGGGAAUGAGCACAGAAAGACUGCUGCCGGUUUAG
Messenger RNA from Eimeria tenella, 402 nucleotides. RefSeq lists its product as uncharacterized. The record is from RefSeq and is a predicted model, not a curated record. The coding region runs from base 1 to 402 and encodes 133 amino acids. NCBI's taxonomy places the organism in Eukaryota, Apicomplexa, Conoidasida, Eucoccidiorida, Eimeriidae. The transcript has a single exon.